This is a messenger RNA of Coffea arabica (coffee), 1754 nucleotides long. RefSeq names its product fasciclin-like arabinogalactan protein 1. Lineage: Eukaryota; Viridiplantae; Streptophyta; Magnoliopsida; Gentianales; Rubiaceae. The record is from RefSeq and is a predicted model, not a curated record. Gene Ontology annotation, cellular component: plasma membrane.
CUUGACUCUUCCUUCCUCAACCUCAACUGUACACGGGACACACCGAACACACUUGCCUCUCUCCCUCCUCUCACUCUCACUCACUAGAAAAAGGCCCUAAAAGAACCCCCAAAAACAUCCGCAGCCGCAUAGUCCCAUACGCUCCCGCCUCUCAAAUUCUACUCCCAUUUUCUAUCUCCACCACAAAAUGCAGCUAACUCCAGCGGCCAUGGUGGCCGCUGCAGCGGUGGUUUUUUCCUUGGCACUAAUACUCCUACCUUCCCCAACUGAAGCUCACAACAUUACUAAGAUUUUAGCAGAGUUCCCAGAAUUCUCCACGUUCAACCAUUUCUUAACCACAACCCACCUCGCUAACGACAUUAACAACCGAGAGACCAUCACUGUCUGCGCCGUCGACAAUGCCGGCAUGGCAGAUCUACUCGGCAAACACUUGUCCAUCUUCGCCUUAAAAAAUGUCCUCUCCCUCCACGUCCUUCUCGACUAUUUCGGCGCCAAGAAGCUUCACGAUAUCACCAACGGAACCGCCUUGGCUGCCACCAUGUACCAAGCCACCGGCAGCGCUCCCGGCUCCUCCGGCUUCGUCAACAUUACUGACCUUAAGGGCGGUAAAGUGGGCUUCGGCGCCGUCGACAAUGGCGGAAUCGACGCCACAUUUGUGAAAUCUGUCAAGGAAAUUCCUUACAACAUUUCCGUAAUUCAGAUCAGUAAGAUCUUGCCGUCUCCCGACGCCGAAGCGCCCACUCCUGGGCCCAGCCAGAUGAACAUCACGGGUAUCAUGUCAGCUCACGGCUGUAAAGUUUUCGCCGAGACUUUAUUAGCUUCUCCAGCUGAGCAGACAUUCGACAGCAGUGUUGACGGUGGGUUAACGAUUUUUUGCCCGGGUGACGCUGCAAUGAAGAGCUUUUUACCCAAAUUCAAAAACUUAACGGCGGACGGUAAACAGUCGUUACUCGAGUUUCACGGCGUUCCGAUUUACGAGCCCGAGUCAUCUUUGAAAUCCAAUAACGGCCCUAUUAACACGUUAGCCACUGACGGCGCUAAAAAGUUCGGCCUCGUUGUGCAAAAUGACGGCCAGCAGGUGACGCUGAAGACGCCACUCGUGACGGCGAGGAUAACGUCGACGAUAUUCGAUGAACAGCCGUUGGCUAUAUUUGAGCUGGAUAAGGUCUUGUUGCCCAGGGAGUUGUUCAAGGGUUCUCUGGCUCCGACUCCGGCACCGGCGCCGGCACCGGGACCGGUGGCUGAUGCUCCCGAGCCUUCGAAGAAGCACAAGUCGCCGCCUGCACCGCCUGCCGCAGGUUCUCCUGCAGACGGCCCUGCUGCGGAUCAAACAGCAGCGGACGUUAACGGUGCCGUUAGAUUUGACGGUGGAAGAUUUGCAGCUGUUUGUUUCAGUCUGUGGCUCAUUAUUUUACUUCUCUAAGAUUUUCCCCUUUUCUUUUAUGUUUUUUGACACCUCUUUCUUUCAAAGGGGGUCAAAUAAUUUAAGGGCGUGUUUGGCUAGGGGUAGUAAUUUAUUUGUAUUUAAAUACGUUAGUUUGAGGGUCUUUAUUUAGUAGUAGUAUGAGUGUGCAUUUUGUUAUUUCCACUUUUUUUUAUUUUUUCCUUUUUCGGGUGGGGAUCGUUUGAUGUAUUUUAGUGGUGCCUGAGCGGAGUGAGGAUUUUGCGCGGUGGUCAUGCGGUUAUUGUACUACAAUUCUGGCAUUUGCCAGGUUUUAGUGAAAGAAAAGAUGACACACUCCAAUUCUUUUACA